Molecule: messenger RNA, 1892 nt
Organism: Aspergillus sclerotioniger CBS 115572
Lineage: Eukaryota; Fungi; Ascomycota; Eurotiomycetes; Eurotiales; Aspergillaceae
Product: tRNA modification GTPase
Exons: 2
Coding region: 1-1803 (600 amino acids)
Biological process (GO): tRNA methylation; tRNA wobble uridine modification
Cellular component (GO): cytoplasm; mitochondrion
Molecular function (GO): protein binding; GTP binding; GTPase activity
Source: RefSeq, a predicted model, not a curated record
AUGCGAUUAUCGGCCACCCGGGCCCUACGGUGGGCGACGCCCCUUGGUCCAUCAUGGAGUAGAUGCUCCGCGGUGGCUCCCAAGGGUGCAGGUUUAUCGAGAGAUGUCCGCAGCUCAGCUCCGCGCCUCCCUACGCGCCGAUACUUUUCGGGGUCCACCCCGGCUCAGUCUAUCUUCGACGCCGAUUCCACCAUCUAUGCGCUUUCUACCGCAUCCGGCCGGGCUGCCAUUGCCGUCGUGCGGGCGUCGGGUCCUGCCUGUGCGCAAAUCUACAAAUCGCUAUGUCCCGAAGCACCGCUUCCCCGACCCCGCCUCGCAGCCGUCCGCACUCUGUAUGAUCCUUCCCAAAAGCCUUCUCUCAAUAGUGUUCUCGACGCCGGCGCCCUCGUCCUAUACUUCCCAGGUCCUAAGACCGUCACCGGCGAAGAUGUCCUCGAGCUCCAUCUCCAUGGCGGACCAGCCAUUAUCAAAUCUGUUCUGACCGCCAUAUCCCGCACGAACAACCCGGACUCCAAGGUCCGCUACGCUGAACCCGGUGAAUUCACCCGUCGCGCUUUCAUGAACAACCGGUUGGAUCUCCCGCAGAUCGAAGCGCUGGGCGAUACAUUAUCCGCAGACACGGAGCAGCAGCGUCGGCUUGCCGUUCGGGGCGCGAGUGAUGCUCUAUCGAAACGGUACGAACAAUGGCGACAUCAGUUGCUCUAUGCGCGCGGCGAGCUGGAGGCCUUGAUCGACUUCUCGGAGGACCAACAUUUCGAUGAGUCUACCGAAGAACUGGUGUCCUCGGUUGCAUCUCAGGUCAGGACAUUGCGCGCGCAAAUCGCCCUUCAUAUUGAGAACGCCUCGAAGGGAGAGCUGCUGCGCAACGGUAUCAAGGUGGCCCUGUUGGGAGCGCCGAAUGCGGGUAAAAGCUCACUUUUGAACCGUAUCGUGGGUAGAGACGCUGCCAUCGUCAGCACGGAGGAGGGCACCACGCGAGAUAUCGUCGAUGUUGGGAUCGACAUCGGCGGUUGGUACUGCAAGCUCGGCGACAUGGCAGGGAUCCGCUCCGAGCCCAGCGAUCCGACUGGACAGAAGAAGGUGGUGAUUGGCGCCGUGGAGCAAGAGGGUAUCCGGCGGGCGAAGGCUCGCGCAUUAGACUCGGACGUAGCUAUUGUGGUGGUUUCGGUGGAAGACGGAGGCGCACUGCCGUACCGCUUAGCUGUCGAGCCAGAGGUUGUCCUGGCAGCAAACGACUGUGCCCGGGCUGGCAAGUGCGUCGUGGUGGCCAUCAACAAAUGUGACCGGCUGCCAGCCGGCGAUACACUGCGGCAGCUCACCGCAACAGUCGGCCAACUUUUCCCGGCUGUGCCAGAUCAGCGCAUCUUCGGCAUCUCCUGCCUGGACGCCACCAACGGACUGAUCAGACCCGGUCAAUCCGAUCCAGGCUACAUCCAGCAGUUCUUACGGGGACUGAUUACUACGUUCGAGGAGAUUGUCUCCCCCACAGGGAUCGACGGGGACGAGAACGGACAGUACGACCAUUCAUAUUGGGAAGACUCUCUCGGUGUGACGCAUCGCCAAAGCUCUAAUCUACAACGCUGCUUGGAACACCUGGACGACUUCCUGGCCCAGGCGCAACCCGAAAUACAAUCCCAAACGCCUCUAACCCAUGGUUCCCCCCAUGAUUACCUCGAAACAGAUGUAGACAUUGUCACCGCCGCGGAACAUUUGCGCUCCUCCGCCGACACAUUGGCAAAGAUCACCGGCCGCGGUGAAAGUGGCGACGUGGAGGAUGUGCUGGGCGUUGUGUUCGAGAAGUAAGUUAUGCCCUGUGGUUGAAGACAUUCCCGGUGCUGACUUGUGUAGAUUCUGCGUGGGGAAAUGAUAUUGCACGGUGAAUGAUGGCACCA